This is a messenger RNA of Asterias rubens (European starfish), 1555 nucleotides long. RefSeq names its product ficolin-3-like. The record is from RefSeq and is a predicted model, not a curated record. Lineage: Eukaryota; Metazoa; Echinodermata; Asteroidea; Forcipulatida; Asteriidae. Bases 113 to 1180 code for a protein of 355 amino acids. The transcript has 7 exons.
GUUUUUGGUAACGUAGGUUACUUAGUCUUAUCAUUUCAACGCGGACGUUUGGGCAGCAACAUCAUCUACAGAAUCGUUUUCUUGUAUAAGAGUGACGACUGAUGAAUUCAAGAUGUGUAUGAGGCAAAUGCUUAUCUCAUUUGCGCUAGCACAGAUUACUCUAGUAGUAGCGGUCUCAGCUGGGGUAUGUUAUAUCAGCACGGAACCAGAUGAAUCCGGAAGGGUCCGGUUCGUUCUACCACCGGAGGAUCCGUGUUCCUGCACUCGGAUCAAGAUUGGCGGACACAACACUGUUGCGCCACACAGAGCGACUCCACCGGCUUACUUGGAUUCCUUACCGAGUGAUGCUAAGGCGUUUCGUCAAUCGCAUCGGUGCACGGAAAUGACUACCACCAAUGCGGACACGACGACUGUUGCAACUACCACUCCCGUAGCAGAAACGACGACUGUUGCAAUCACCACUCACAUACCAGACACGACGACUGUUUCAACUACGCAAGAGUUGCUCAAGACGGCCACCGUCACACCAUUUUCGGACUGUCAGGCUAUUUUAGAUGCGGGAUACACUAAGAGUGGUUUAUACACUGUCCGAAUCACUAGUGCAGAUACAGGAGCAACCACAAAAGUAGAUGUAUACUGCCACAUGGAGAACAACGAAGGUUUCAUUGUCAUUCAGAGACGCUACGAUGGUUCAGUAGACUUCAAUCGCAAUUGGAACGAGUACAAAGAAGGUUUUGGAGAUCUAACUGGAGAAUUCUGGUGGGGAAAUAAAAACCUUCGAAGCUUCACCGAACCUGGUAACUCAUGGAAACUGCGUGUAUCUCUUCAUGCAUUUGGCGGUACAAACAAGACGUAUGACUACGGCGUGUUUAGCAUCGAUGGAGAAUCCUAUGAUUUAACUGUGGGCGAUUUUAGAGACAGACAGGAGGACGAUGGUCUCGAUAGUCACCGAGGAGCAUUUAGCACGGCCGAUGCAGACAACGAUGGUUCGGGAGCCAAGAACUGUGCCGCGGAACUCAAUGGAGGAUGGUGGCACAAGAAAUGCAACACUUAUGACAGUUUCUUGAAUGGUGUAUACAGUCCAACCCGACCAGCUGCCUUGAACAAGGGGAUCAAAUGGACACCAUGGACAGGUUUGACUGACUCGCUGAAAGGAUGCGAAAUGAUGAUCAGGCCUUAACUACAAAUCAUAAGCCUAACAAAAUUAAGGGUGAAACUAUUUAUUAAAAAAGAGCCUCUCUCCAACAAUCGGGUGAUUUUGGCUACGAAUCCCACCUGAUUGGUUUUCACAGUAGCUCUGAGUGUACAGUGCUUAAAAUACAUAAACAUUAAAUGAGUAAAAUUCAACUGAUUUCCUACAUAAUUUUUUUUUUAAGGUGGUAAAUUGUCAAUGUCAAUUGGAACAGUUUAACAAAAGACGAAUAAGAAGAAUGACAACACGUGACAUUUAUAACAAAUAGUGAGGAAACGCAAAACGACUGGAAUGCUUUUUUGAAAUUAAUGGACUAUCAAUAUCUAGGCCAAUACAUUUCGAUACAUUAAUUAAUAUUGUCUU